UUGCAGACAUGGAUAGCAGUGGAGGUCCAAGCUUGUUUCCGUUGCAACGCUGCAAAACUCUUCACCUGGUGAGGCAUGCACAAGGGAUUCAUAACGUAGAUGGAGAUAAGAACUACAAAGCAUACAUGUCUCCUGAAUACUUUGAUGCACACCUUACUCCACUCGGCUGGCAACAGGUUGAUAAUUUGCGUAAACAUGUUCAUGCAUGUGGGCUUUCCAAGAGGGUUGAUCUAGUUAUCACGUCCCCAUUGCUAAGGACCAUGCAAACAGCUGUUGGAGUAUUUGGUGGUGAUGGCUAUACAGAUAGGAUGGAUAUAGUACCACUAAUGGUGGCAAAUGCAGGAAAUAGUGACCGUGCUGCAAUUUCAAGUCUAAAUUCUCCACCUAUUGUUGCUUUGGAACUUUGUCGAGAGCAUUUGGGUGUUCAUCCUUGUGACAAGAGGAGAAGCAUCAGUGAAUAUCAAUGCCUUUUCCCCUCAGUUGACUUUUCGCUGAUAGAAAGUGAUGAGGAUAUAUUAUGGAAGGCCAAUGUUAGAGAGACGAAGGAAGAACUUGCAGCAAGGGGAAUGAAGUUCAUGAAUUGGUUGUGUACACGGGAAGAGAAGGAGAUAGCUAUAGUAACUCAUAGUGGGUUCUUGUUUCAUACACUUGGUGCAUUUGGCAAUGACUGUCACCCAUUGGUGAAAAAAGAAAUUUGCAAACAUUUUGCUAAUUGUGAGCUUCGUUCUAUGGUCAUUGUGGACAGAAGCAUGAUAGGGUCGGAUUCCUCAACAACUAAUUAUCCAGGAAAGAUUCCUUCCGGGCCAGAUCUUCCAAGCAGUGUCGUGGAUGAGAAGAACUUGGGGAAAGAUGAGCCCAAUUCCGGGUUACAUUAAUAAGGAAUGUUGAAUUGAUGUGAUUCAGAGGUGAAAAUAGAAAUAGAUUUGGGUGAAUGCCAAUUUUUUCAGAUGAUUUGAUUAUAUGUAUGCUUACGAUGUUUGCUGUUUUGGAUUUAAUGAGGGCUAUCCAAAAUUAGCUUACAAAGAGUGAUUUAGUAAUGCUAAGGAAGAGAAUGAGAUGCAUUUACAGUAGUUUAUCAAUUCCUUUCAGAUCCAAAAAGGGUGCCAUUUAGUCAUACCACGCCCAACUCGACUCAUUUAUAGUCGUGUUCAACCAACACACAUCUCGUGUUGUAUGCAUGUCAAACAAAUUU
Ilex paraguariensis (yerba mate) is the source of this 1192-nucleotide messenger RNA. The record is from the annotation of a GenBank genome assembly. Lineage: Eukaryota; Viridiplantae; Streptophyta; Magnoliopsida; Aquifoliales; Aquifoliaceae.